Molecule: messenger RNA, 2775 nt
Organism: Phasianus colchicus (ring-necked pheasant)
Lineage: Eukaryota; Metazoa; Chordata; Aves; Galliformes; Phasianidae
Product: heme-binding protein 2-like
Molecular function (GO): heme binding
Source: RefSeq, a predicted model, not a curated record
GAAAGAAGCAAGGAAAGGGAGAUGGGAAAGGAAAGGAGUGGAGCUGGGAAGGCGAACCUUCCUUAAUACCUCAAAGCACACGAAGUGCAAGCACCCUGCCAGCCGCACCGCUGGGAGCUGGCAGAGCAGGCAAGGCAGAAAGGCAGCUGCAGACAGGUGUGCGCGCACGCACACACACACACACACACACGCACACACACACACACACGCACACACCUGCUGUCCCCGUGCCCGCCCUUCGCUCCCGCCCCCUCCGAGCCCUUCAUAAAGCGGCUCUGCACACGCAGCCCAGCACAGCCCGGCACGAUGGAGACGGGCGGCUGCCGCAUGGGCGGCGCGGAGCCGAGCGGCCCGGCGGCCAUCACGCUGGAGGACCUGGACGGCGUGGCGGAGGAGAGCCCCGACUCGGCGUACCACAGCCACGGCAGCAGCCUGGAGGAGGAGGGGGCCGAGCGCAUGGACGACGAGGAGCAGGAGCGGCUGCUCAACUACUGGCAGAGCGUGGGCAGGGGGCACCAGGUGGACGUGCCGCGCGAUAUGGCAGAGCCCAUCCAGCAGCUGACCCGGAACAACAGCCCCCAGGAGAGGCAGAGCAUCCCAUUCACCCUCAUCCAGCGCAAAGAAAAGCUGGGAGACCUGCUGUAUGAAAAGCGUCAGUACGGGAAGGCCAAGUGGGCCUGCAUAAAGAUGAAGGAGAAGCAGUACGAGCAGAGCAUCUGCCUGGGCUUCAUGAAGCUCAUGAGGUACAUCUGCGAGCAGAACUCCUCAGGGCUGUACCUGGGGAUAACCAUCCCCAUUGUGACCAUCGUCCACACCAACGAGUCUCAGUCGGAGAUGAGGCAGGCGGUGACGGUGGCAUACUACCUGCCCGAGGUGCUGCAGGAUCAGCCACCUCAUCCUUUUGACUCCGACAUCAUCAUUGAAGAAUGGCCUUCUACUAUUGUUUAUAGUAGGAGCUUCAGAGGAAUCACCAACGAAGACUCAAUCAUGAGAGAAAUAAACCUGCUGGCGGAAAUCCUGGAGAGCCCCGAGCUGUGCCUGCAGGACACGUUCAUCAUCGCCGGGUACACAAACCCCGCUGCUGCCAACAGACACAACGAGAUCUGGUUCCUGCAGAGGCCAUAGCCUCCUGCUCCUGGUGCUCAGCCCCCCCCAGAACCAGUCCUGACCUGCUGGCACAACCCCACCACAGACGGGGCAGGACUGGCUGUGAGACCCCAGGAGCCGCAGAGCGGUGGCUGUGAGCGCAGCACGACAAUCACUGCAGCUCAGUGAGCACAGAGGUAACGCCUGGCACCCACAUCAUUUCCUAUGGCAACUUCUACAGUUUCUAAACAAUCAUCAUGGAGAUUUUUAGCACUACAAAGAGGAGUUCACCUUAUUUAUUUUUUCCUCUAUCAGAUAAGGGAGACAGAGCCCUCCCCCAUCCCAUCCCUAGGGCAGAUCCCCAGCACCAGCUGCAGCCGCUGCCAGCAGGACACAGCACAACACCAAGCCCACCUCCUGAAACACAAACAGCAGGUCUUCAUUUCUAAAGAGACUGGUCAGGUUUAGGCCAUGGGACCAGAGCAAGGAUCCAGGCUCAGCCAAUGCUGACCAGUUCUGCUCCCAUCUCUUGUGCAGCAGAGGCUCUCAAUGCUUACCUCAAAAAGCAUUCAACCAAAGUAACUUUAACCUCAUGAAGAGACCAAAAAGGCAGAACAGCACUAAUGCUCACUGAAAUUUGAGGGGAAAAAUUACAGUUCACCUCACUGACACACAUAGCAGCCCCACGACCAUACUUAGCACUCCUAAAUAGAAAGUGCUCACUCUCAAUUCUUUUACAAGUGUUUUCUGAGCACUUUUUCCUUUAAUCUUUGCAGAACGCUGCAGUGCUGCCACUGAAGCCACCUGUUGGCUGCUCCCCACAUCUCCCUGCAGCACCACCAAGGUUCAGGCCCUGCAGAACCACCUCAGCCAGAAAUGCCCUCUGGCACAGCAGCCCUGAGCCCCAUGCGGUCCCUCAGGGCAUCCCUUCCAGCUGGGCUGCCCCCACCUCUCCAGGCCCUGUCCCAGCACCUGACCACCCUCACUGUGACAGUCCCUUCCUGAUUUCUGACUUCCCACAUCACAGCUGGUUUCCUUCAGCCAUCCUUAGGGCAGCUCCUGCACACAGCUGAAAACCCCUACAAAGCCCAGCUGCAGAGCUGUGUGAGGGGGCUGCACCCGCAGUUACAGCACCUGACACUUUAGCAUUGGGUUAGCAAAUGGCUUUGCUCUCAGAAAUCCCUCCUUAAUGCCUCCCCUUACCUGAUAAUAGAAUGUAGGACUUAAUUAGUAUCUUUUUAUACAAAAAUUAAUGAAGCCUGUCACCAAUUAUUUAGCAAUUACCAGAGUGAUGCUUCAUAGGGAGCUUUGUGUUCUCCAGCUGCAACACACAAUGUGAGGCCCAGUGCUGGUGUGUGCAGUGCUAACAGGUUAGGAGGUUUAAGGUGUUCUUCUGGGGCAAUGCCACCCCUACAGACCCUGCUGGAAGUGCCAGCAUCAACGUGGAAGCUAACAAACUAAUGGAAAAUAACUUUUCUAAAGCUGACCUGAGUACAGUGCCCAGGGAGGCAUGAAAUGAUAAGCUUUGCUCCUCACACUCCCUUGUUCUCCCACCCCCUCCAACAAUACAGCAAAUAAAAAAGAUUUCCACCUUUGACAAGAUUUGUCAAAUUAAAUUUUGCCAGUGACAAAAGCACCCAAGGAGGCUGUGGAUGCCCCAUCCCUGCAGGCAUUCAAGGCCAGGCUGGA